AUGUCUGCGCAGCAGACACGCUCCAACCGUGCGCCUACUCCGGUGGAAGUCGCCUCGCCCUUGUGUGUGUACCGUUACACAACCCCGACCCCGACGGGUGACAUUGUUGUGCUUGUUGAUGCUGACGGUGCAGUGCGGCUCUGCAACUGGACGGACUGCGAGAAAGACGCGGUACUUCGACUGCGGCGGGCCUACCAGCCGCGGGAGGUUGUGAUUGCGGAUGCUGCAGUGACGGCACAAGAGGAUGACGGCGAUAGUGUGACAGGUGAUGUCCGUGCGCAUGCGAUGCGGCAGAUGCGGCGGUACUUCAGUUGCCCCCCGCUCCGCAAGGGCGACCUCGGCGAAUCGGGCGACAUGGAGGACUCCGUGUCUGGUCGCCAGCAAAAACUGCACGCACUGUUGGGCAGCGUGUCUGUGCGGUGCCCCCCGUCAAAGCCAUUUAUGCAGGCCGCAUGGGCAGCACUUCGUGAGGUGCGACCGGGUGAGACCACGACGUACGGCGCACUUGCAAGGAGAUGCCAGCGGCCAAACGCCAGCCGAGCUGUGGGGCGGGCGAUGCGUGAAAAUCACGUGUGCCUUUUUUUGCCCUGCCACCGCGUCGUUGGGGCGUCGUGGGCGCUGACUGGGUUUGGCCCUGGGCUCUGGCGUAAAGCGUGGCUGCUGAGGCACGAGCAGGCCGCAAUUCCGGUGUGGCAGACGCAGCACGUGGAGUCUGGUGUGCAAGCGAGUUUCUUUAAGCGUGAAAGGGAAGUAGAAGGCAAAUAA
Molecule: messenger RNA, 765 nt
Organism: Trypanosoma rangeli
Lineage: Eukaryota; Euglenozoa; Kinetoplastea; Trypanosomatida; Trypanosomatidae
Product: O-6 methyl-guanine alkyl transferase
Exons: 1
Coding region: 1-765 (254 amino acids)
Biological process (GO): DNA repair
Molecular function (GO): methylated-DNA-[protein]-cysteine S-methyltransferase activity
Source: RefSeq, a predicted model, not a curated record